Molecule: messenger RNA, 2035 nt
Organism: Exophiala xenobiotica
Lineage: Eukaryota; Fungi; Ascomycota; Eurotiomycetes; Chaetothyriales; Herpotrichiellaceae
Exons: 1
Coding region: 347-1918 (523 amino acids)
Molecular function (GO): protein-phosphatidylethanolamide deconjugating activity
Source: RefSeq, a predicted model, not a curated record
CCUCCCAUUGCAACGACAACACGGUUCAAUAGCGGCUUGAUGUUAUAGUGUACAUUGAAAUCCAAAUCAUCAGGCAGUGCUUGUUUGUUUGCUUAUCGCCUCUUCCGCUAUCUCACCUUCUGCAGCCCUGGAAACCCUCCGCGCCCUGUUUGCCCACCGCCAGUACCCAAACCCUCCAGAACCUCGAUCCCUCCAUCAAACGUCCGAGAAGUGGUCCAUCCUAAAGAGAAGACCAUAUCCUUCCUAAGCACAAGGAGACCCUAAAGCCUCAAAUCCCUCUCUGACCGCCCUUGAUCUGCUGCAUGCAUUGUCCUCCACCCUCCAGACCCUCCCUAUCCAGGGCGUCAUGAAUGGAGUUGACUACAAGCGCUUCGUGCGCUACUUCUACGACCCUCCUCCUAAGUACGAUGACAUGUCCGGCACGUCAAUAUGGCUGCUGGGCAAAGAAUACAAACCUAUACCGCCAAAGCCGGUAACAACAACCGACCACGAUGAUGUGGUCGAAGUCGAAUCAUCCGCAGACUCUCACUCCCCUUCAGAUGCCAGUGUGCCUUCCACCACGGCAGGAACGCAGAGCCAGGGUCAGGGCCAGCCUCAACAAUCACAAUCCCAUUUCCAAAAUACAGGCAGCUUCGACGACGCCCAGCACGUUACUGGACAUGACCUACCGUCCCUAUCCAAUGACCCCUUGGACGGCGGCUGGCCCUACGCAUUUCUGGACGACUUCGAAUCUCGAAUCUGGAUGACCUAUCGCUGCAACUUCACUCCCAUUCCUCGCUCGCAAGACGCGUCCUCCACCUCCGGCCUCUCCUUCUCUGUUCGCCUCCGCAAUCUCACUGAGCGAGAAGGGUUCACGAGCGACACCGGUUGGGGCUGCAUGAUCCGCUCCGGCCAGUCCCUCCUCGCCAACGCUCUCAUGAUGCUUCAACUCGGCCGUGACUGGCGACGCCCGUCUCACCAGCAUGUUUCUCCUGACUCGCCGUCACCGUCCCUCUCAACACAGACCGAAGCCUCCAUCCUGUCUUUGUUCGCCGAUUCCCCAUCCGCCCCCUUCUCCAUCCACCGCUUCGUCCAACACGGUGCCUCCGCCUGCGGCAAGCACCCGGGUCAGUGGUUCGGCCCUUCCGCCACUGCAUCCUGCAUCAAAGAACUCUCCGCCGAAUGCGUCGCCGCCGGCCUACGAGUAUACGUCACGCCAUCCGCGUCUGAAGUCUACGAAGACCGUUUUCGCUCUAUCGCGGCUGCAAGUCCUACAGACUCAGCCAUCAAACCCACCCUCAUCCUGCUCGGAAUCAGACUCGGGCUAGAUAGAAUUACGCCUGUGUACCACGAAGCUCUCAAAAGCGCGCUCACCUACCCGCAGUCAAUCGGCAUCGCAGGUGGCCGACCCUCGAGUUCGCACUAUUUCAUCGGCUGCCAGGGCGAUUUGUUCCUGUAUCUCGACCCGCACGAGACGCGCCCUGCCCUGGUCCAUCAUGAUAAAGCAUCAGACUAUACCGAAGAAGAGAUAGCGACAUGCCACACGCGCCGACUCCGAGGGUUAAGAAUCAGCGAGAUGGACCCGAGUAUGCUGAUUGGGUUCCUGAUCAAGGAUGAGGCAGACUGGAAAGACUGGAAACGCAGACUCAGUGAAGUCAAAGGGAAGGCGAUUGUGAGUGUGUUUGACAAGGAGCCGCCUGUGCCUGGGGAGACGAAGGAACGGAAGGAAGCUGUGGAUGAGGUUGAGACGUUCGAUGAUGAGGAUGAGGAUCGAGACGACGAUGAGACUGUGACGGUUACUGGGAAGGAUGCAGAAAUUGAGAACACAGGGCCAGGGGAAGGUCCCAAUGAGAAUAACGUUGGAGGAAAAGUGGAAGAUGACGGAGUCAAGGUGGAUUUUCACACAAUUCAGGACAAUGCUCCUGUGCGCGUUGCUUGAAACGAUUGCAAAUGAUAUGUUCUAGUGAUGACUGUAUGCUCGGGCGUUGUGGAUGGGUUUUGCAGUACUCUGGUAUACAAUAAAUGCGACAGUACAGUCUCGGUUCUGGAUCUCUGC